CGUUUUGACAUAUCUCAGCGAAUUGUCGAUUGUUGAUUUGCUGAAUUAAAGAACAUAAUUAUGGCCACAAAAGGAUUGUUUGCCGUAAAUUUCGAAGUUUUUGGAUUAGUUCAAGGUGUGUUUUUCAGGAAAUAUACUGUGCAGCGGGCAAAAGGCUUGGGGUUAAGAGGAUGGUGCAUGAAUACUCCUAACGGAACCGUGCAAGGACAAUUGGAAGGUCCAGAAACGAAAAUAAACGAAAUGAAAGUUUGGUUAGAAACUAAAGGUAGCCCUAGUUCGCGGAUCGAUAAGGCGGUUUUUAGUGAAAUGAAAUCGAUAGAAAAAUAUUCAUUUUCCGAUUUUGAAGUUAGACAUUAAUAGGAUUGUGCGCUGCCUAAACAAGUUUGAUUUUAUACAUUGCCUGACAUUGCUUGUAGCGAAUUCGCUUGAAAAUAAGAAAGCCUAGCCGAUCAGAAAGAUGAAGAAACGGACACUUACUCCGUGCAAGCGGACGUGUGGAUGUUCCAGUAAGGCAACCUGCGCUGCUGGUAAUUUCCUUAAAUUGGAUAGUUGGAAAAUAUAAUAACAAUUUAAUUCCAGGCACACCUGCUUAACAGAAGUCUUACCCUCGCCUAUUUUAAAUGAGAACGGUCUUCCAUAUCAAAAGAGAAGGGAAUCGAAACAUGCUGUCCUUUCACCAAUCGCAAUCACGAACUUUAUAAAUUAGUAAUUUACUUUCAAUAUUGUUUUUUUUUUUUUUUUGUAAUGCAUUAGAAAAGUAAUUGUGCGUAAAGAAGAAGAUAAAUCGGUUUUAAGCAAAUUUAAGGAAUAACUUAAUUUGAAUAU
Molecule: messenger RNA, 825 nt
Organism: Glossina fuscipes
Lineage: Eukaryota; Metazoa; Arthropoda; Insecta; Diptera; Glossinidae
Product: acylphosphatase-2-like
Exons: 4
Coding region: 61-357 (98 amino acids)
Molecular function (GO): acylphosphatase activity
Source: RefSeq, a predicted model, not a curated record